Messenger RNA from Ricinus communis (castor bean), 1567 nucleotides. RefSeq names its product 26S proteasome non-ATPase regulatory subunit 10. Gene Ontology annotation, cellular component: nucleus; cytoplasm. Bases 592 to 1323 code for a protein of 243 amino acids. The record is from RefSeq and is a predicted model, not a curated record. Lineage: Eukaryota; Viridiplantae; Streptophyta; Magnoliopsida; Malpighiales; Euphorbiaceae. The transcript is spliced from 5 exons. Gene Ontology annotation, molecular function: protein binding.
AUUUCAUACAACAGAAGGUACACCCCAGAGGAGUGGCUCCCUGAGAACACACGUGCAUUGGCUCUCACCUUUUGUAGUUCCACUGCACCUGUGUUCUCAGGUCACCCCUUUGGGGCACCCUGUUGCCAUGAUGCCCAUCACAAGAUUUCAUUUUCUACAAUUCUGUCUUCUUCUUUUUCUCUAAUUGAGUUUAUAACAAUGUAAGCAUGCAUUGAUCUUUCAGGUUGAAUUUUUCUGCCUUUUGUUUUUCUUUUCUUUUACUAGUCAACUCUUUACACAAAAUUGUAUCGUUCACCUUUCUUUUUCUUUUCUUUUCCUUGGCUGAUGACUCGCAUCGAAUCUUUUCUUAGCAUCUCUCUCUUCUUCUUCUUCUUUUUUUUUUCUAAAAAGAAAAAAAGAAAGAUCUUAAAUAAUAACAAUUAAGGACUUUGAGAGUGAGAUUCUUAAAUAAAUAAAUAAUGUGCCUUUUUGUAAUUAUCUUCUGGAGAAUACAACAAGCCUCAAGGCCUAUUUCACUUCACUGUAUCAGCAAUACCCCAAAUGUCUUGACUAGUGAAAGAACUAAAACCCAAAAUCAUCACCAAAUAAGCAAUGGAGAUUGAUUCGACCGAUCAAACAGGCCGCCAAAUCACAGACAAAGAUCUCUUCAAGGCGGCAGAGUCCGGCGAUUCCUCCACUUUCAAAUCACUUUCACCUGAACAACUUUCUACAGCGCUUCUCUCCCUCCAAAACGACGAUGCUCGCUCCCUUCUCCAUGUCGCCGCAUCUUGCGGUCACCUCGAGGUAGUGAAAAUAUUGUUAGAUGUUGAUGAACCAAAAAGUGUAGUAAAUAGCAAAGAUGAAGAAGGGUGGACCCCACUUCACUCUGCAGCAAGCAUUGGCAAUCUCGAAAUUGUUGAGAUUCUAUUAAGCAAAGGAGCUGAUGUUAAUGCAAAAACUGAUGGCGGUCGUGCUGCUCUUCAUUAUGCUGCUAGCAAAGGGUGGCUAAAAAUUGCUGAAGUUUUGAUAUUACAUGGUGCAAAGAUUAACCUCAAGGACAAGGUUGGUUGUACCUCAUUACAUCGGGCUGCUAGCACAGGGAACUAUCAGCUGUGUGAGCUUCUAAUUGAGGAAGGAGCUGAGGUUGAUUCGAUCGAUAAAGCUGGUCAAACACCGCUGAUGACUGCUGUUAUUUGUGAUAACAAAGAGGUUGCUCUCCUUCUUAUAAGACAUGGAGCGGAUGUGGAUGCGGAAGACAAGGAAGGAUAUACUGUGCUUGGUCGAGCAUCUGAUGAGUUUAGGCCAUCACUGGUUGAUGCUGCCAAGGCUAUGCUCGAAGGAUGAUUUUGAAACUCUGACCAAGUAAGACUAGAGAGGGGAUUUAGUUUAAAGGAUGCUAUCUAUGUGAUUUGGACACAGGUGUUCCAAUUUGGUGUAUUUUAUCUGCAACUGUUGUUUGCUGGAGAAGUUCGACAUGGUGUCUGUAGCCAUUAUGAUCUGUUGCUUAUAUUUUGCUUUUAUUUGUUUUUAUGAAAAUAGGUUAUGACAAAAAUUGAAAAUUAAAAGAAGACAGUUUAGCCAUUUUUCA